Messenger RNA from Rhea pennata, 936 nucleotides. Its product is annotated as olfactory receptor 14A16-like. Gene Ontology annotation, cellular component: membrane. The coding region runs from base 1 to 936 and encodes 311 amino acids. Lineage: Eukaryota; Metazoa; Chordata; Aves; Rheiformes; Rheidae. Gene Ontology annotation, biological process: G protein-coupled receptor signaling pathway. The record is from RefSeq and is a predicted model, not a curated record. The transcript has a single exon. Gene Ontology annotation, molecular function: olfactory receptor activity; G protein-coupled receptor activity; odorant binding.
AUGUCCAACAGCAGCUCCUUCAAUGAGUUCCUCCUCCUGGCAUUCUCAGACACUCGGGAGCUGCAGCUCUUGCACUUCUCCCUGUUCCUGGGCAUCUACCUGGCUUCUCUCCUAGGUAACGGCCUCAUCAUCACAGCCAUAGUCUGUGACCACCACCUCCACACUCCCAUGUUCUUCUUCCUCCUCAACCUCUCUGUUCUGGACCUUGGCACCAUCUCCACCACUGUCCCCAAAUCCAUGGCCAAUUCCCUCUGGAACACCAGCGCCAUUUCCUAUUUGGGAUGUGCUGCCCAAGUCUUUCAUUUUACCUUUCUUUUGUCAACUGAGUAUUCAGUUCUCACUGUCAUGGCCUAUGAUCGCUAUGUUGCCAUCUGCAGACCCCUGCACUAUGGGACCCUCAUGAACCACAGGGCUUGUGUCAGAAUGGCAGCAGCUGCCUGGGCCAGUGGGUUUCUCAAUGCUUUCCUGCACACUACUAACACAUUUUCCAUACCCCUCUGCCAAGGCAACACAGUGGACCAGUUCUUCUGUGAAAUCCCCCAGAUCCUCAAGCUCCUCUGUGCAGGCUCCUACUUCAGGGAAGCUGGAGCUCUUGUAGUUACUAUUUGUUUAGUCUUUGGGUGUUUCAUUUUCAUUGUGCAGUCCUAUGUGCAGAUCUUCACUGUUGUGCUGAGGAUCCCCUCUGAGCAGGGCCGGCACAAAGCCUUUUCCAUGUGCCUCCCACACCUGGCCGUGGUCUCCCUGUUUGUCGGUACUGUCAUCUUUGCCUACCUGAAGCCCCCCUCCAUCUCUUCCCCAUUUCUGGAUCUGGUGUUGUCUGUUCUGUAUGCGGUGGUGCCUCCAGCAGUGAACCCCCUCAUCUACAGCAUGAGGAACAAGGAGCUCAAGAAUGCACUGAAGGAAUUCACUCCGCUGGUACUACUUCAGCAGCAAUAA